GCAAACCUCCGGUGCAAAGUGUUGAUAGUGUCUGAACAAAGAAAAUCCAAUCUCAAGUUAAAAAAUCGUAGCUCUCUCAUAAUGAAGGCUGUCGUAGCGAUCGGACUGCUGAUCCUGGUGAUCGUACAGUGCAUCCUGGCGGGUCCUGUUCCGCAAUUUCUUACCUUCCGUGAUGGGAAGUUUGGCGUCAACUUUGGUGGAUACCACGCGGAAGCCGGCUUAGGUGGCCUGUUGACUGGCAACAGUGCCCAUGGAGGGCUUUCUGCUUCGGCCGGAACGCCACACGGCCAGCAGGCUGGUGCAGGAAUCGGCGGACUGCUCGGCGGCAACGAGCGUACUGCUGGUGGAGCCUACGCAGGAGCAACCGCCGGCCAUGGAGUUGGAGCUAGUGCUGCAAUCGGUGGAGGACUCGAUGGAUACGGUGGAGCCGGAGGAGUCGGAGCGGAGUCACACGCAGGCGGCGUAAGCAAGAAGGUCGUCAAGCUUGGCCAAACCAACCCAGGAGGACAGCCGACAGAGGUGGUGAUUUCGAAAGAGAAGGGAGUGCAUCACGAAGGAAGUUUCGAAAGAAUUGACGAUCACCACCACGUGAAGGAAGUGGCAGACUCUCAUCCAGCUCCUGCACACGGCGUUCGAAAGACGGUCUACAAGAAGAAGGUUAUUGCCCAUCCUCACAAGGUCGCGGUAUUUGAAACGCAUCACGAAGGUCCGCAUCACCAGAUCGACAUAAAUCGGUUCUUCGACUUCCAAACGUUCACCAACUUGGGGGCCCAGUUUGCCCACCCAGCCCCACCACCACCGCCGCCACCUCCGCCACCGCCAGCUCCGAUCGUACAUAAGACGACUCUUCUGAAACAAACAUCCUACCAACCCAUACACGUUCCUUCAUUUCAAAAAGAGGUUCACACCCGUAUUGAUUCGUCGAAUGGACACAGUGGAGGUGGAUCGUCCUCGUCUACCCACGUGGUCGCCAGCUCGACCCACAAUUCCAACUUCUGGAACGACAUUUUCAACAUUCCGAUCUCCACACUGACCGCGGUGAACCAGUUUCUGAACAACAAAGCAGGAAGCGGAACCGUACACGUCGAGAAGCAUGUAGAAGUGCAUUAAAUUGCGAAUCACAUUUGAACGGUAUCUCGAGGAACGAGAAGCAAUAAGUAACCUAUCACAGUGAAUAAAUACACAAAUAAA
Anopheles nili is the source of this 1191-nucleotide messenger RNA. Its product is annotated as one cut domain family member 3. NCBI's taxonomy places the organism in Eukaryota, Metazoa, Arthropoda, Insecta, Diptera, Culicidae. Bases 82 to 1110 code for a protein of 342 amino acids. The record is from RefSeq and is a predicted model, not a curated record. The transcript has 7 exons.